CAAUCCGAUUUUCGACUCAGCAUUCAGCUAUACUUGGUUUUAAGUCUUUCAUUAAUCUCGCCGACCCUGAUAAUUGGACGUUUCAUCGGCGCGUUCUUCAGCUCAGCUCCCCGUCUUUCUUUUUGGCAAUCCGAUUUUCGACUCAGCAUUGAGCUAUACUAGAAAGUGGACGUGAUUUGAAAUCCAAAAUCAAAAUCGGAUAAAUUAAAAUAGUGAAGAUACGCGAUUGCCUCCUCUCCCUCCACCACUGACACAGCCUGGCGCGACAUUCAAUACCAUCCCGUCCAAUCGCAGGCCACAAAUCAAGCUUCUUGCGUCAACCAAAGAUUCACAAGAAACCGCGAGAACAUACUGAAUUUUGAGGCCUAGUCGGUGCCCUAUUCUUGAAAAGGAGGACGAAGCCGAAUCUUUAUCUAAGGACCUGGAGAAGCGAAUCAUCUCAGCCAACAUGCCCCCUGCCACUGGCACCACUCGACUGAAAUAUUGGAAUGCGAUCAUAUUUUUCACUUUAUCUCUGAAGCCUUUACUCAGCAUUUCAUCACCAACAUCUUCAUUGAAUGAUGAUCAAGCGCUUCCUCUCACUUGGCUUGACUUGGAAAAGGAAGCUCCAUUCUUCAAAGUCAAUCAACACUCCUUUCAAACACUUGAUUACAACUUUGAUUCAACGGACAUGUCGCCCAUAAUCCAGACUUUGCAAAUUGAUUCAGCCGGAAGUCAUGUUCGAAAACGUGAUGCUGACGAAAGCGUUGUUUACAAUAAUAGUAAGAACGGUGGGGUCCCGCAACCCUUGGCAAAGGCGACCACAACUCUAUUCAAGAUUUAUCCAGAUGUCCGCACUGUGUAUAUAGCCAUGGCCGUAAUUCCAGCUUUUAUAAUAUGCUACGGGGCGUUCUCAUCUUUUAUCCAUUCCAAGCUACAUCUAGGGGAAGCGAUGCUUGCCGUUACCUUUGGAAUCUUGCUUGGCCCAUAUGUCGCUGGAAUAUUCGAUCCACGCUCAUGGGGAGGAGAGGCAAGCUUUGACGAGGUGGUCCUCGAGAUCACCAGGAUAAUUGUCGCCUUGGAUGUGUUCUCAGUUGGAGUCGGAUUGCCUGCAGCUUACAUUCUGCAUCACUGGCGCACCAUGAUCUGCUUACUUGGACCAGUCAUGUUGGCCGGUUGGUUUAUCAGUGGCGCCUUUAUCUUGAUCUUCGUCCCGGCCCUCUCCUAUCUCGAAGCCUUAGCCAUUGCCGCCUGCAUCUGCUCAACUGAUGUUCUCCUUGCUUCUUCGGUCGUCGGGAAAGGGAAGUAUGCAAAAGACCACGUUCCAGCACAUCUAAGACACAUGUUGCAGGCCGAAGCUGGUGCCAAUGAUGGAAUGGCUAUUUUACUGCUAUACUUGACUCUGUUCAUCCUCUUGAGGAAAGAUUACUCAGUUGCACACGCCGUUGGAAGCUGGGUCACAAUUACCCUCUUGUAUCACAUAAUCGUAGGAAUUGUGAUGGGUGCGGUUGCAGGAAUCCUUGUGCGCGAGGGAUUAAAAUUUUCUGAAAAGCAUGGACUCAUCGACACCGAAUCCAUGGUGCCGAUAUACAUCUCCCUGGCCCUUCUGACUGCCGGUGUUUGUGUACUGGCUGGAACCGAAGAUAUCAUAGCUGCAUUUGCUUGUGGGACGGCUUUUGGAUGGGAUGGCUAUUUUUCUGAAGAGUUUAAAGCUUCCAAUUUUUCUGGCAUUAUCUCCCACUUAGUCAACACUUUUGCUUUCAUCUACGUUGGGGCCACCAUCCCAUUCAAAGCAUGGAACGAUGCCGUCUUGACAUUGGUAGCCUGGAAAAUGUUUUUGCUGGUGAUUUCUAUCCUUCUCCUCCGUAGGAUGCCAAUAAUGAUUCUCUUGCGAAAACUCAUGCCGGAGUUGAGAACAAACAAAGAAGCCUUGUUUUGCGCACAUUUUGGUCCGAUUGGAGUCAGUGGACUCUUCAUCAGUUUUUUGGCAACAAAGAAGCUCCCAACACCUAGCGUUCCAGCAAAAUGCAGUCUUGAUAUUCUUGCAUUGACGAUACAGCCGAUCAUGUAUCUGCUGAUAUUCUGUUCUACAUUCGUCCACGGUCUUUCUAUUCCGUUCUUCACAAUAACUAAACGUAUACGCCCUGGAACGAACUCUGUGAGAAGGAGUGGCUCAUUACCGUCUAGCAGGCCCAGUUUCAGCCACCAACAAGGGAGCACAUCUGAGAGACCAAGCUUAUCCAAUCAGCCACGAAGUGUGUCCAUGAACGAAAGCCGUCCCAUAUCAUUAAUAGCAUCGUCGUCCCCCUUACUCCCACAGGUGACCCUGACACCAUAUCUCGAACCUCUGCCGAUGCAUCAGCACAUAGGUAAUACUUCUCAGCCCAAGCUUACAAGCGCAUUUCCUGGUAAUCAGCCCGAUCAAAUCCUAAGUGAGGUGAUCAUAACACACGCCAGUUCAAAUCCAACAAUGUUCGAAGAUGAAGUGGCAAGCGAAGUGAGACCUUCAAUGGCAACAUCAUUCGAAAAGACUCUUCUCAGUCCUUCAGAUCCCCUCCGGGAGGACCAGCUAACAGGAAGCAGUCCCAGAACCAGUGUAUCUUGGUCAGAUCUUAGCUCAGAAAAAGUCGAAUUUUCUGAGUUAGAGGACAACACUUCAAAAAGGACAUGUGUGAGUCGGGAGGCUGGAGCUCAGGAUGGGGAAGAAGAGGACAUGGCAAGUUUGUACUUCACAGCAGGAUGCAGUAGGGAAGGUGUUGAACAGGAUUCACAACAUAGUACAGGGCCAAUAACGUUGGGCGAGUGGGAAGGGGCAGAAGUGGAGGAUGAUGGAUCACCAAAAACGACACCCCCUCAAGCUACUCAUGAGCUUCAUGCUUGCUUGUCAUUCAUCACACGACCAAGAAGCUUUUCGGGUCGCACAACCCCUGAUCUGAAGAAGAGUCGGAGGAUUUUGAGAGCAUCAAACAGUGACACCAUGCAGGAAGCUAUUACAGGCAGCCAAAGACAAUCAGCUUCCGGCUCAGAUUUGUCAAGUUCUCCUUCACUGAAUUGUUCAUUCAAUUUUGAUUCAGAUGGAAGCCCUGGUAGGUCUAACAUCAGUGGCAGCAGCCCUGGAAGAUCCGACAUCAAUCAGCUUACAUCCAAGGUCCAAGGACAGUGGGGGAACAUGUCAGGAAGUUUGCAAUACCCUCAAGGACCAAGACAAGCCCCCUCUGGAAUAUUCAACCAACCUGCAACACCAUGGAUAUCACAAGACUAA
Messenger RNA from Puccinia graminis f. sp. tritici CRL 75-36-700-3, 3241 nucleotides. RefSeq lists its product as uncharacterized. Gene Ontology annotation, cellular component: plasma membrane. The transcript has 10 exons. Bases 449 to 3241 code for a protein of 930 amino acids. NCBI's taxonomy places the organism in Eukaryota, Fungi, Basidiomycota, Pucciniomycetes, Pucciniales, Pucciniaceae. Gene Ontology annotation, molecular function: sodium:proton antiporter activity. Gene Ontology annotation, biological process: regulation of membrane potential; intracellular potassium ion homeostasis; proton export across plasma membrane. The record is from RefSeq and is a predicted model, not a curated record.